GGCCUCUGGUCGAAGAGAGAUAUAUACACGCCCGCCCAACCACGCUCUCCAAGACAUGGCCGGCGCUGACCUACGCCCAAACUCCCUCCCCUACUGCCUCAAACUGCUGGCAGGGUCCACCUGCCUCCAGCUGGUAAUCACCGCUCUCCGGCCCGCCAUCCUCGCCGCAUUCGCGGUAGGGUGCUUCUCCAGCGUCCUCCUCCUCCUCUGCAUCGUGGAGGACUACCUCGGACACCUCGAGAGCGAGUCCUACCGAGAAAUGCGGAAGAUGGCAAAGCAAAAGCUGACGAGAAAGACAGGAAAUAAUGAACCCAAGGCAGAGCACCAGGGGCACAUUCAAAUCACUCCUCAUACGGUCUACGAGCCAGGACCAUCUUGGGGCUGGGGGUACCUCGUCCACGAGCGCCUCAUCUGCAAAGCCGAAAAGGGUGUGCUCAACCGUGUGAUUAAUGUACGGGGGUGCGAGGUCAGGCUGGUCAAGCCCAGACCCGGCAGACUCUGGAGAUCCAUCAACUACAUACGCCUCCUUCACAAAGAGAGACACCUCUACGAUUCGGAGAAGCAGUGCCAUCUGUUCUUCCGCAACGGAAAAGAAAUGGAAGAAUGGUAUCUGGUCCUCAACGCAGCCAGCAACUCCUCCAAAAACUAUCAGUCCGCCAGCAGGGCGUACUCCUGCUUCUACCACAUCUUGAAUACAACUGGCAUCGACGUCACCCCCCAAGCCACCGAAGAAGACGAACACCGCAACAAACCCUCGCAGAUGAAGAAAAAAAAUGAUUUGAACGACGCACAAAAAACUAAGACGGAAAACAAACUUUUGAAAAAACGAGAAUCUGCCGACUGGCCAAAGUCUGUGAGUACUACAAUGCCACCCAUGUCACCCCUUCGUGCGCACCAUUUCGACCAUCGCUUCCAGCUCAGCGAGAUGCGUCAGCGAGAGCGGGAGUAUCCCCACCUCUGGUUCAACUUGUUCAUGCACCGCAUGUUCCUCGUUUUUUGCAGGGAUCGAGGGUUUGUCGAAGUUUUGAAAAAAAAAAUUCAAAAAAAGUUGCUGAAAACCGAUUUUCCUUCUGUUUUCAAGGACGUUCGAGUGGGAGUGCUUCACUUGGGGUCCUACUUGCCCAUAUUCAAGAACAUAGAGAUUAAUUCGAUUGGCCCGGAUGGGACUCUCAGGCUAGACGCCGAUAUAGAAUAUCAUGGACACGCCCGAAUUGAGUUUCGAUUUGUCCUUUGCUUCAACAUCAUCAAAUCUUUUUCCAUUCCUGUUUCUGUUAUGUUCUCUAUAAAAAGAGUGAUUGGAAGAAUCCAAGUCGCGUUUUCGCCUGUGCCGUCCGACGUCAUUUGGAUUGGGUUCUACAGAGAACCACUCAUCGAUAUCAGCCUCGAUUCUGCGCUCGGCGAGCGAUACAAAGUAGGCACCGUUACCAACAUUCUCAUAGCUAAGCUCAAACAGGAGCUCAUAGCCAUGCUCGUCUUGCCGGAGAUGGACGACUGGCCCCUGCCGAAGUUCGGGCCAGUCAACAGCGUGCUUCGCAGAGACUACGCCCAGUGGGAGUACCAGCCAGAGACGGCCAGGUCGUACAAGUCGUCGUACCUAGGAGACGAUGACAGCGACAAUGAGGGAUGCCUCAACAGCGAGGUCAUGGAGGGACGCAGCUAAAAAGAUUUGUACACGGUACGUCGUCGCGCGCAACCUGUACACACGUAUAUACACCAAAUUUGUACAAUACAACUGUUUGCACACAAAUAGUUGUAUGUGCAU
Schistocerca gregaria is the source of this 1762-nucleotide messenger RNA. RefSeq lists its product as uncharacterized. Gene Ontology annotation, cellular component: endoplasmic reticulum. NCBI's taxonomy places the organism in Eukaryota, Metazoa, Arthropoda, Insecta, Orthoptera, Acrididae. The transcript is spliced from 2 exons. Bases 56 to 1660 code for a protein of 534 amino acids. Gene Ontology annotation, molecular function: lipid binding. The record is from RefSeq and is a predicted model, not a curated record.